CUUGGCCAAUUGGGAGAGAGAAGGCGGGGCUCGGGAGAGAGAAGGCGGGGCUAGGGACCCGCCGGAGGCGGAGCGGGAGCCGAAGGGGUGUGUCUGAAGUGGGGGCCGCUGAGUCCUAGAAGGUGGCAAUUUUCCUGGGCCGGCGGCGCGCGGCGCAGGUGGAGAGGCCGGCUGGCCGGGACUUCGGCCUCGGGCUUCGGGAAAUGGCGGCUGGGGGCAGAAUGGAGGACGGCUCCUUGGAUCUCACCCAAAGUAUUGAAGAUGACCCCCUUCUGGACACCCAGCAUCUCCCACAUCAUUCAUUACAUGCUCAUUUUAGACCCAGAUUCCAUCCUCUUCCUACGGUCAUCAUAGCAAAUCUGCUCUUGUUAAUACAUGUUGUAUUUGUCAUUUUGGCGUUUUUAACAGGUGUACUUUGUUCUUACCCUAAUCCAAUUGAGGACAAGUGCCCAGGAAACUAUACCAACCCAUUGAAAGUUCAGACAGUCAUAAUCCUUGGGAAAGUUAUUUUGUGGAUUCUGCACUUCCUUCUUGAGCGCUACAUCCAGUAUCACCACAACAAAGUAAGAAACCGAGGCUAUAACAUGAUCUACCUGUCGACAAGGCAUCUUAAAGGACUUGCCCUGAUGAUCCACUCCACUGGCAACACGGCUCUUCUCCUCGUGCUGUGCGUGCAGCACUCCUUCCCGGAGCCCAGCAGGUUGUAUCUUGACCUCAUCCUGGCCAUCCUGGCCCUGGAACUCAUCUGCUCCCUGACGUGUCUGCUUACUUACACAGUGAAAAUUCGAAACUUUAAUAAAGCCAAGCCACAGCCUGAUGUACUUGAAGAAGAAAAAAUCUAUGCUUACCCCAGCAAUAUAACCUCGGAGACUGGAUUCAGGACUAUUUCAAGCCUAGAAGACAUCGUUGAAAAGCAAGGAGACAUAAUAGCAUACCUGAAGCGACACAAUGCCCUGUUGAGUAAACGGUUGUUGACUUUCACUUCCUCCGAGCUAGACUCUCCACCUAGUAGAAUGUGAGAGACUCAAGGCCAAGACAGCAGGUGCAGAGGACUCCAGAGUAACCCUCCUUGGGAGCUUCCUGGGUAUAAUCUGAAACUGGCCCCGCAUAGAGGACAGAGAGCAACCAGAGAGAGAGGCAGAGCACUCCAGAUUGGCAGGUAGGAGGUUUAAUGAACAAGGGAACUUGUGUACAAGGCUUGUCUUGAGAGGCGGGCUGUCAGGUAAACAGAUCUCUGCAUCCACCCACCAGAAUCUUAAGUUUAUAAAGAGGCCUUAAUUGGCCUCAUAUACCAUCCGGAGGUCUCAACAGCACGUUAUUCUCCCAAAGCUGUGUCCUCGGAACAGCUCCCACUGUGAGACGGUGGGCAGAACGUCUAUUCCAAGGACAGGGGAGGGGUGAGCAGCCUCCGACUGUCCAAGUUUAGCUAAUGGGUCAGUUGGCAGUCAUGUCCAACAGCCUUCAGCUAUUUUCCUUUUCAAAAAGAAAACACCAGUGAUAGACGAUUCUUAUUUAAAUUCAUUUGGAUCUAUAGUGAGUUUCUAAGGGUGUAUAGGAUGAACUUUGGUUUACAGAGAAAGAUACAGUUAAAAAGUUAGGAUGCUCAGAUUCUGAUGUGAUGUCUGUAUAACUGCAAAGACUUCUCUAAACUCAAUCAUGAAAGUACCAAACAAUGAGCAAAAAUGAGAUGAAGUAUCGGAACUAGGAAAACAGGAUAAUGAACAAAGCACUUUAAAUGUUAAGCAUUCUAUUCACCAGGCAGGUGGUGUGGUGGCACAGCAGACACAAAACUUAAGGAGACCCUGGUUUGUAAGGAGGAAGAGGACUAGGAUUUCUAGGCUCUGUGCUAAGUGAAAUAAUGGCUAUAAGCCCGAGGAACUAUUGGAACUUCAGGCCAGGGCACCCUGGCAGGGAAGGGGCUGUGGGAAUUCCAGGCAAAUGAAUGAGUAAAGGAGCAAGGCAAACAGCUGCAGACAUCACAAGCGCUGUGCACUUGAGUGUGAAGCACGACAUGGGAGGAGAGGCGGACAGCAUCAGAUCUGGGAGAGUACCUUUUUGUUCUCUGUGCUGAGCGGCCCGUCCUGGAAUGGGGUCCGCUGAAGAGUCUCAAGCAAGGAAGUGACGGAGUCAGUUUUAUUUUCAGGAGCAUCAGAUUGUAGUACAAGAUGGAGAAAAAGUAGAUGGCAGAAAGAUUUGGCCCUGAACUAGGGCAAGUAUAGUAGCAUUCUAUUGAAAGUACAUAUGUAUAUAUGUGUAACAUAGAUGUCUGUAAUUUGGGGAUUUUAUUUCAGAGGACAAUAGCAUCAUGGCUUAUAUGUUAAAAGCUCAUUUUUUAAAAGAGCACUAUCGAAAACUAUAAGGAAAAAAACUAUCUGAAAUCCCACUGCUAAGGAAUUGUACCAGUUUAUACUGCUUGUUGUCCCAUACUUUCACCACCUGUGGGUGUUUUCCGUCUAUAUUUAAUUCUAGUCCUUCCAAUGGGUUAAAAUAUAUAUGUGUGUGUGUGUGUGUGUGUGUGUGUGUGUGUGUGUGUGUGUGUGUGUCAUUGUUUCAUAUUGCAUUUCCUCAAAUGCUAAUGAAGUUGAGUGUUUUCCCCCAUAUUCUUUGACCUUGUAUCAAUCUUUUGUGACCUGUAUAUAUCAUCAGGUCUUUUGCUUAUUAUUCUCCUGCAAUACUCUUUUUCUUAACAAACAUAAUCUCACUUUAUAUAUAAGGGUAGUCCUCAGUUUCUAUCUGUUGGAAAUAUUUCAUUGUUCUGUGUUCUUCUGCUAUGAUCUCUUCAAACACUGCAGCCUAGAUUUUAUCUGCUGCAGCCCUAGUGAAAAAGUUCACACAAAUGCAUGCCUAAAAGCCACAUCAGAUGUUUCCUUGUGUGAGAGCCAGCAGUGUCUUGAGUGAAUUUUAAUAUACCCAGCUUCUGAAGGUCCUUUUCCUUCUUCCAGGGAUUCAGACCCAAGUCUUACAUGAAUCAAGCUAAUUCUCCUUUUUCCUUUAAGGCAGCAUUCUCCAACCUUGCCACUAUUGUUUUUUUUUAACAUUUAUUUAUUUUUGAGAGACAGAGUGAGA
Messenger RNA from Prionailurus viverrinus (fishing cat), 3066 nucleotides. It is a transcript of the gene TMEM192, whose product is annotated as transmembrane protein 192. The record is from RefSeq and is a predicted model, not a curated record. The transcript is spliced from 7 exons. Bases 204 to 1019 code for a protein of 271 amino acids. Lineage: Eukaryota; Metazoa; Chordata; Mammalia; Carnivora; Felidae. Gene Ontology annotation, cellular component: late endosome; lysosomal membrane.